AUAACCUUUUUUCACUUGUAAAUACAGUUUUAGGAGAAUAUCAUAUGUUUUUUAUGGUGCACUAGUACUAAUAGAAAUUUUUCAAGAGUUACUUUGGAUUCAAUUAAGGUAAACAUGCAAGAGCAUCGUUUGAAAAGGGAGUUAGGGAAAAUUCAAUCUCAUCCUCCACAGGGAAUAUGUCUUUAUUACAAAGAGGAUAGUACAAAUGUGUUGGAAGCAAAAAUUGAAGGUCCUCCAGAUACUCCUUAUAAAGAUGGAGUUUUCACGUUAGAACUAACUAUAUCAAAGAAAUAUCCUUUUAUUCCUCCUGCAAUAAGAUUCAAAACUAGAAUUUACCAUCCCAACAUUGAUGAUGCUGGAAGAAUUUGCUUGGACCUUAUUAAAAUGCCACCUUCUGGCAACUGGAGACCCACAAUUGGAUUGGAGGGUUUAUUAAUUGCUAUCAGAACUUUGAUAGAAGAACCUAAUGUAGAUGAUCCUUUGAUGGUUGAUAUUGCAAAUCAAUACAAAAAUGAUCCAGAUGAAUUUAAAAAGAAGGCUGAGGAAUAUACACGAAGAUAUGCUAAAUAAUUAUAUGUAUGGUAUAAUACUUCUUAUUUAGUUUUACAGAAUUAACUUUUUUUUAUACUGUUUUUCUAAAAAAUAAAUACUAAAAUAUAAUGUUAUAUCACAUAUUUGUUAUUUAGUUUUACAGAACUAAUUUUAUUUUUGUAAUAAUAAACAUUUUUUGUUCA
Messenger RNA from Aethina tumida (small hive beetle), 734 nucleotides. Its product is annotated as ubiquitin-conjugating enzyme E2 T-like. NCBI's taxonomy places the organism in Eukaryota, Metazoa, Arthropoda, Insecta, Coleoptera, Nitidulidae. The record is from RefSeq and is a predicted model, not a curated record. The coding region runs from base 115 to 570 and encodes 151 amino acids. The transcript has a single exon.